AUGCUGCUCUGGGCAGGCGUAUGAAGUGUGUGGCCGGCCAGCAUUUGGCAUCAUUGCGACCAUCACCAUCACGAACACAGGCUUAACUUUUGUUUGAGUACCGUACUGUAUCUAAAAUCGCCUUGCAAUGAAUCUGCCGGCCAAGAUCACAGUUCAGCAAGCUUGGCAAGCAUGGCGCAGUCUGAACGGCCUGUUUGCAGUCUACAAACCGUCCGGCUUGCCUCCAGUUGUUGUCAAGAAAAUGAUACAGAGCGCACUUAUUGAAGAUUUAAACAAACUUGAACAGCGCCCACAGAAGUCCCUCGUCAAGGUCAUUCAAGAUGUAGCGAGGAUCGACGAGGACCCUAAUGCUCUGACGGCAGUGCAGGUUCCUAGCUUUGCUGACCAUGUACUGGUCAGGGGGCCUCUGUACACAGACAUUAAGGUUGUCGUGGCUUCAGGAGGGCUGGAUAAGAAAAUGUCUGGUGUUAUGGUGCUAGCUGUCAAGCAUGGCACCAAGGACAUUGACACGUACCAUGCAUCACGAAUACCUAAAACCUACACGGUCAAAGGCCAGUUUGGUUUUGCCACGGACAGCCACGAUGCUGAGGGAAAAAUCUGGCAGAAAUCCACCUACCAUCAUGUGACUCAGGAGAAGUUUGACCGAGUCAUAUCCAACCUGCAGAGGAGUCACCAGAAGGCCAUGCUCAGCAAUUCUGGGGUGGACCUUCAGAGCCAGGAGGCUUAUGAGCUGGCCAGCCGAGGUCUUCUUCGGCCGUUCGGUAGCAAAAUACCCCCGCUCCUGCUGGACAUCCGAUGCAUACAGUUUGCGCCGCCGGAUUUUGAGCUUGAAAUUGAGUGCGUCAAGGAGUCUUCCCAGUACCUCCGCAAGAUUGUCCAUGACCUGGCGCAGGACAUGAAGACCUGCGCUGUGGCUACUCAGGUCCGCCGGACGCGAGACGGUCCCUUCACCGUAGAGCACGCUUUGCUCAGGAAACACUGGAGUCUGCCUUACAUCGCCGAGGCCCUUCGAGUUGGCCGACCACUGGUCAAAGAGGCAUUGUGCCAGACCAGGACCCAGAUAGAGGGAGUCCUAGAAGAAGUGAGGUGAUGGUUGCAAAGAUAUGGGAAAACAUUGUGACGGUCUCUAGGAGACAGAGAUGGCGGCAUGGCAGUAAUGGAACUUCAAUGAAGUCGUGCUGCUAAAGUUCCACUAAAAACAGAUGGGAAUUUGUGCAAUGUAGUAAUGAAUCUUUUGGGGACAACAGGCCUAGACCUUUACUACAGCGAAGCUACAGAGUCUUUACUAGAAAAAAUGAGACGGGUUGUAGGGAUGACUGAGUCUACAUUGUUCACCCCACAAUGCCUGUUUCAACAGGAAGGAAUAAUGUUCUUCAGCGUUUGGUGCAGAGCAUGCAUGACCAAGUUUCACUUGACCUGAACCUUCAAAUUCCCUCCAAUCAGGAACCAGAGAGGGCGACAUUCUUCACUGGGGAACUCACCUCGUGUGUACGCUAGUCUAAGCAGAUGCCAUCAGUCAUUUGUGUUUGAGUAUGGGCCCCGAACUGAACCAAGAAAGGGGUGUUCUUUUCUCUAGCAAUGGAGGCUCCUUUGGAAGGAACUUUUCUUCACUAGUUUACGAACGACUAUGAGAGGCAUACAUUGCAUGCGCGUCGCUACCAACGAAACGAACACUCCCAACCAUCAUGGCUCUUUCCAACUGGCGAGGGGGUGCUGUUGCUCAAGACGGUUACGGUCCCUGCCUGAGCACUGGGCACAUGCACGAGCCUGGUCAGAAAAUUUCUGCCAUCCUACACAGUGGCCUCCACCUCACUGAUCACACCACCAUUGCAUGAGGCAAGCAUUUGGUAAUAUCAACCAUACACUCUGCAUUGUAAAUGAGAGGUGUUUAUUUUUACCAGAGAUUAUCGUGCUGCUCCAGCCCUAGGCGUGCAAAGACACAAUAAAUAGAAAGCCAGCAAUUAAUAACCAAGAUGUCCAAGUCUUUCUUGUGAGUUUAAUUCCUGACCCACAACCACUGCUCCCUUCCGACAUACCACUCAUACAUUUUUCUCCAUGGAAAAAAUUAUUAACAAAACUAGGAAUGUGUAGGAAAAAUUCUUUGGUGAUUUUUUUAUAUCCAGCAAGAAAUGAGACUGAGGGGUACCCCCAACACGUCCAAUCGCUAUACACACU
Acanthaster planci (crown-of-thorns starfish) is the source of this 2175-nucleotide messenger RNA. RefSeq names its product TruB pseudouridine synthase family member 2 (gene trub2). NCBI's taxonomy places the organism in Eukaryota, Metazoa, Echinodermata, Asteroidea, Valvatida, Acanthasteridae. The record is from RefSeq and is a predicted model, not a curated record. Gene Ontology annotation, biological process: RNA processing; pseudouridine synthesis. Gene Ontology annotation, molecular function: RNA binding; pseudouridine synthase activity.